AUGUUGUCUCAUCCUCUUAAAAAGGAAAAUAUUUCCCUUGAUGUCAUUAAAAGUGCUCUAGUAUUAUUUCCUCCAAAUACUGAAGAAGCAAAAUGCAAAGAUAUAGAUACUGUUCAAGCAGAGAUGGAAAUAUUAAUCGGGAUGUGCCAUGGUAGUGAUUCAAAUACAUUUGACAUUCUUAUAAAUAAAUCUGAAGAAAUGAAACACAUUUUACCAUGGGCUAAUAAAAUCUGUAAAUUGGCCUUGACUGCACCAGUAAGUGUCGCAACGAAUGAAAGAUCAUUUAGCAAACUCCGACUAAUAAAAAAUAAUUUAAGAUCAUCUAUAGCUGAUGAUAGAUUGGAUUCACUUAUGAUUUUAAGCGUGGAAAAAGAUGUGGUUGAUCAAUUAGAUAUGAACAAAAUAGCAACAUUAUGGGCAACUUUGAAAAACCGUAGAAUUAAUAUCUAA
This is a messenger RNA of Macrosiphum euphorbiae (potato aphid), 450 nucleotides long. The record is from the annotation of a GenBank genome assembly. NCBI's taxonomy places the organism in Eukaryota, Metazoa, Arthropoda, Insecta, Hemiptera, Aphididae.